Messenger RNA from Histoplasma capsulatum G186AR, 1032 nucleotides. RefSeq lists its product as uncharacterized. Bases 1 to 1032 code for a protein of 343 amino acids. NCBI's taxonomy places the organism in Eukaryota, Fungi, Ascomycota, Eurotiomycetes, Onygenales, Ajellomycetaceae. The record is from RefSeq and is a predicted model, not a curated record. The transcript is spliced from 2 exons.
AUGGCACUUCUGGAGAAAGAAAAGAAGGAUGAUGCCACUGCGGACCACGAUAUCCCUGAUCGCCUAUGCCCGAUAUCCCCACCACACACCACCCCGUAUCUCGCCUCCUACCUCCGCGUCCCAACCAACAAUUUCACUCCAAAAGAGCUCUCCCAGAGCCUCCAAAAUAACCCACCGAUAUUCUUCAUCGGACCUGUCAUGAUACCCAGCAUGUUGAAAUACAUCCUACCUGCUUACCCAACUCUGGACAUGGCUCAGGACAUAACCCUGGCAACCCUGCACGGCCAGACCCUCUACUACAUAUGUCCUCCUUCAAAGCCAGCAGCAGUCCCAGAAACGCAGUACCUCAUGGCCCUCCAGAGCUCUUCCUCGUCCGCCACCACCACCAGCAGCAGCAGCAGCAGCAGCAGCAGAAGCCCCAUCCCCCCAACCCCCACGCGCCUCACCACCGCCACGGCCCUCGUAAUCUUCAACCCAACCGACUUCCAACACGCCCGGCCCCACCACUUCGCGACGCCGCCCUUUAACCGCAUAAUGCCCGCGCGCGUCACCAUUCGUCUCUCGAACGGCGAGCGCUCAGCCGUCGAUGCGUGGGAUGUUGCACCACUUGCACCCCUCCUUGCGUCGGCGCUGUAUAAGCGGGUAGACCGGGUCUUUGAGGCGUGGGAUAGGGAUGGGGAUAGGGAUGAGGAUGGGUGCUGGGAACUUGGAGAUGGAAACGAUGGUGAGCUUGAUGAUGAGGGCGAAUGUGAAUAUGGAUGUGAGGAAGAGUGUGACGAGGAAGCGGAUGGGGAUCUCAUCGUCGUUGCUGAGGAGGUGGAUAGCGAGUGGGAGCGGGAUGAGGUGGAGGAGGUGGAUGGAGAUGAGAUUGAGAUUGAGGGUGGGGUUGAGGGGGAGGGGGGUGGGUGGGGGAAGGGGGUUGGUGUUGAUGUGUGUAUGCGGAUGGGAAUGCGUCGAUGGGAGGCGGGGACUCUGUGGGAGAGAGUCGCCGCGUUUUUUCCUGAACCAUUCAGCUUUCUUGUGUUUGAAUAG